Aspergillus pseudotamarii is the source of this 2281-nucleotide messenger RNA. RefSeq names its product Zn(II)2Cys6 transcription factor. The coding region runs from base 56 to 2173 and encodes 705 amino acids. The transcript has 7 exons. Lineage: Eukaryota; Fungi; Ascomycota; Eurotiomycetes; Eurotiales; Aspergillaceae. Gene Ontology annotation, molecular function: DNA binding; zinc ion binding; DNA-binding transcription factor activity, RNA polymerase II-specific. Gene Ontology annotation, biological process: DNA-templated transcription; regulation of DNA-templated transcription. The record is from RefSeq and is a predicted model, not a curated record.
GGUAACCACUGUGUCUUAACGGAUUUACCGGAGCCGUUCCGGGAGCUUCUCUAGAAUGGAGGCUAGUGGAUCACUCGGGGCUAGUCAGAGAUUCGCUCGAUAUGCGUGUGAUUAUUGUCGACAGAAAAAGCUCAAAUGCUCCCGCGAGCUUCCUAAAUGUAACACCUGCAAGCCAUGGCCAGGGAGCUGUCACUACUCGAGGGACAUGUUGUCAUCCUCGCGGUUGAGUAUCGAUCGCGUGCCAGAGGCACAUAGUGAUAUCGAAGCUCGGCUGCGACAACUGGAAGUCACCGUGCAACGUUUAACCAACUCCGUCGACCGCGCUUUGCAGAUAACCCUUUCCGCACCUCCGAGAUCGACUGAUACUGAAAGACUGACUGGACAUCGUCGAUCAGUGGCAAAUGCUGAGAGUAGCUCUAAUUCUGAUCUGUACAUUGGGCCAUCGCAUUCCUUUUCUUUCUUACAGAAGAUAGCAGCUAACAUCGAUGCGAUUCCUCGAUCAUCAUGUUAUAGCACUCACCAGAGCGCUUACUCUGAGCGUCAAUAUCUCUCUAGUAGACUAGCCACACAACCAGUGAAUCAAACUGGUAUGGAAGAUACUACGCGCUUUUAUGUUCCCUCGAGGCCGGUGGGAUAUCGCUUGAUAAGCAAGUUCUGGGAGCUCGCUGAAGUCGGCGAGCCAUUCUUCUCUGCCCCGACUGAUGAAGCGGUCCGACAGGUUGUUUUUGAGCCGCACAAUGUCCGCGAAAAGGCGUGGGUUGUCUACUUCAAUUACUUACUACUGUCCGAUAUUUCAGCUGGGGAUGGUGAUAGCAAAGAGACAGCAACGCUGCGGCAUAAUGUACAGCUGGCACUGAAUGACAGUCCCAUCUUCCUUGAACCGCGUGAAGUUAAUGUACAGGCGUUGACUCUCUUAGCCAUGCAUGGUGAGGACUAUGCCACUCCCAACCUAUCGUGGAUGCUACUAGGGCACGCCUGUCGGCAGGCCGAGGCUCUAGGACUGCAUGCGUCGAGUCGCCAUUCAUCCAAGUUGGGGCAAAAGCGCCUUUCCCUGUUUUGGCUUCUGUUUGUGAUGGAUAAAUCGUGUUCGCUUGCGUUCGGUCGCCCGGCGUUGCUUCCGGCUGCCGUGUACCAGAACGUACCGUUUCCAGAUGACGACAUUUUGCUAAGGUUUCACCUAGAUGAUAGCGAGGGAAACGGCGCAAAGGUUUCCCAGUUCGGUGUCCAGCUUUUUAAGAGAUCCAUGGAGCUGUCAAAGUUAAUAGGACUUCUCUUGGACGUUCUGGCGACGGGCGAUUCUUCCCUUGCAAGGAGGGAUAUUCGGUCUAACCUGGAUGAGUGGUACCAGGGCACAAACCAAAUCCUCACAGACACCAUGCAUGCUGAAAGUGCUUCGGCAAGUGCGUGUGACCUCAGGGAGAUGGGUUUAGGGAUCAACAGCAUGAAGUUUCACUAUCUUCACAUUCUUGUCAUCCUACUGAAGGGAGACGAAUCAAAUUUGGCCCUCCGACUGUCAUCUGCUCGGGAUGCUAUCUCCAUCCUAAGUUCCAUUGUGUCAAAUUGGAGCUCGGUAUACAAUGGAGUGGUUUGGCAGCUCUUGUAUUACCCUUUCACUCCUUUCUUUGUAAUAUUUGAAAACAUCAUUUAUCAUACUUGCUGGACACCGGCCGUUGAACAGGACCUGCAACUGCUAUCUACGACCGUGAGUUAUUAUGCAGAAAUGCGGUCCCAGAUGCGUCUACUAGCUACUGUUUGUGCCAGACUACAGCGUGUGGCGGCUACUUUCCUUCAACUGGCGCGAGCUCAAGUCCGCCAGCACGCGGAUGCCCAAACACCGGACAACAUGGUAAUAUCCACAGAUAGCCAUAGCAUAUCACAUUCAGGGAACCACGAUGGCCAAGUAAUGAACAACAUUUCCUCCAUUCGCUCUGGCGAUAUCGAGACUCUACCAGAUGUCGGUAUAGGGGAACCGGACGUCGCUAGUUACCUAGAGUGGCUCCCUGCUGACCUGAUUCUCACAUGCCCUUUAGCUGAUGUUGAGCGUCAGAAGCUGAAUAGUUCUGACUCCGGGGCGGGUGACAGAGCAAUUCCUCGCAAUGUCUCCCGGGAGCCAUUUGACAAUGUGUUUGAUUGGUUCUCGUGGGAUGCAUAUGACUCCGACUUGGAGGCGUGAAUACAUAUGUCUAAUGUCUAGCAGAGUUCAAGAGUCAAUCACAUGUUAAAAGUUCAUAUCACAUGUAUUAUUAAUUAGUCAUUGUUGAGGGUUGAAUAUAGUAUAUAG